This is a messenger RNA of Drosophila yakuba, 4264 nucleotides long. RefSeq lists its product as uncharacterized. The record is from RefSeq and is a predicted model, not a curated record. The transcript has a single exon. Gene Ontology annotation, molecular function: nucleic acid binding; zinc ion binding. The coding region runs from base 869 to 1684 and encodes 271 amino acids. Lineage: Eukaryota; Metazoa; Arthropoda; Insecta; Diptera; Drosophilidae.
UUACCUUAGUAUGUAAGAGUGCCACCUCGCUGAACCGGCUUUCAGGAUAAUGCCUCACUUGCCUCCGUCCAAAUAAAACUUAGCAAGUCUCUAAGUACGUUCAAGCCGCACACCGAUGGCUCGGUGGUGCAGGUGCAGUUGAAAGGAAUCCUGCUUAGAGUCCGUCCUGGCUCUGAGCACAGUUGCCCAUGAAGCUCUGCGUCAACCCUCGCAUGAACCUCACUGCUUGCAUAGGGACCCAUGGGGGCGCAUCAGGACUACUGCACAUAUGCGGGGAGAUAGCGGCCUAGAGUUUGGACCCACUCACACAAGAUGAAAAACACACAACGAAACAAGAACAAUGAAGGAGACGUAUUCAGGAAGAGCGGCCUGAUGGCAAGAACACCGGACAACAACGCGACGACGAUGACCAACCCUAGCCCCUACGAUGUGGACAAGGACAAAACAGAGGCUGAAGGUGAAAUAACCCCCCACCCGCCGCAACCGACUGCCCUGUUCACACAGACCUCGACGUCAUGCUCCCCACGACAGGAGCUUAUAUAUAAGAUACAGGAGUUAGAAGAAAAGGCCUUAUCGCAAUGCAAAGCCAUUCUAAGGAAAAUGAAGAUAGCAAUGCAGAAGCAACGGAACAUCAGUAUGGACGUCAAGGAUGGCACCUCAGAAAUGAGUGAGCUCUUUGAUGUCAUAGAAAAUUAUCGAUCGAGCUGGAAAGCUGUUGAACUAGAGCGCUCAAAGGAAUCGAGGAAGGCCGAAGAAAAUACAUCCGGCAAUUUAUUGAGCGAAACACCAGUUUCGACACUGAAGAAGAGGACAGCCACUAGCCCUGCUGCGCAAGAGCCGAGCAAGAAAGUCCGAAAUAAGCAGACAAAUGACGGAUUUCAAACGGUCACAGAAGGGGAAAAAGGAAAGCAACACUAAAGAAGCGGACGUAAGGCACAGUGGAGCUGAGAAAACAAAAAACAAGCCUAGCGCAAGAACGCGCACUCGCCCUGAAGCUGUGCUAGUCAGACCAGCAGAGGGAAAGAGCUAUGCCGAGGUGUUGUGCAAUCUGCGAAAAAACCUGAAACCAGAGGAUUCCGACAGUAAUAUACAGUCGGUUAGAAAAACCAAGUCAGGUGAUAUGCUUCUGGAACUUUCAAAAGGAAGCAAAACGGACAAACUGUGCGAUGUCAUUAAGGAUACACUCAAAGAGUGUGCUACAGUGAAGACCAUAAAGCAAUUAGUCAAACUGGAAAUAAGAGAUAUCGACAGCAUCACACAAGAGGAUGAAAUAAUCUCAGCAAUAAGAGAAGGAAUAGGCGAUACAAGCCAAGAAAUUUUAAUACACUUGACAGGGGUAAAUAGGUCAGAACAAAGGCGAGCCUUUGUUACACUACCUAUGAGGGACGCGUCAAAGAUAUUGGCGGAGCAGAGAAUAAAAAUAGGAUGGACCCGCUGCCGGGUUAAGCGGUGUCUUGACGUAAAGAGAUGCUUUAAGUGUUUCGGGGUCGGACAUGUGCAAAAUAACUGCAACGGACCGGAUAGGAGAGACCUCUGGAUCAGAUGUGGUGAAAGCGGACAUAAAAUGAAGACUUGCACAAAGGCACCCAGAUGUUGUAUCUGUGCAUCGGAGAACAGGAGCGACGUUGGACACCUGCCUGGGACAGCGAACUGCUCUAGCGUAGCCAGAAAAGGAAAGCCAUGAAGAUUCUUCAAGCUAAUAUGCAUAGAAGCAGAACGGCAAACGACCUGCUGCACCAAAUUGUGAUAGAAAACCAAAUCGACGUGGUUAUCAUUUCUGAACAAUAUUAGAUACGAGAGGAAGGGGUUUGGCUAGAAGACGAUACAAAGACGGCGGCAAUAUGGAUCCCCGACCCUACUACGGUUCCACACAGAAACGACAAAAAGGAAGAUGCCACGUCCUAACACAAAUCAGAAACUGGACGAUAGCUAGCUGCUACUUGACCCCAAGUGACGAUAUUCAGACUUUCCAGACGAAACUUGAAGGUAUUGAAGACAACGCAAGGCAAAUAAGAGGCGACCUUAUAAUAGCAGGUGACUUUAACUCAAGAGCAAUAGAAUGGGGUAUGCCGUCAACCGACUCUCGAGGCCGUAGAGUUCUCAAUAUGGCAGCAAGAAUCGGAAUACUCACUGCAAAUGUAGGAGCAACAGCCACAUUCAAUCGACUAGGGAACGAGGGUACAAUCCCUGACAUAACACUAGUGUCAGAAAACGGCGCACACAAAAUCACAGACUGGAAAGUUCUUGACACCUACAACGGAAGUGACCAUAACUAUAUAACGUUUAACAUAGCAGAAAACGGGGUAACUACAGUAGCACCGAAGAGAGAAGGGUGGAAUGUUAAGCGGUUGGACAAAGCACGGCUGAUACUAGAGAUCGACGCAAGACAAAACCGACAGAGUGGCGGAGACAUAGUCAACCAGAACAUGGCAACGAUCAAACAAGCGUGCAAUGCUGCAAUGCCAAAAAUGGGCAACCCUCGAAGACAAGGCCAAGAAGUGUACUGGUUGACAGAUGAGAUAAAAACUCUCAGAGAAGCGCGCAUCAAAAACAGACGCCGCCUUACUAGAGCUAGACGGAGAGGACAAUUUACAGAACAGGAAAGUCAGUUUAAGAAAUCCAAGAAGGACUUGACCACUGCCAUUCGGAAAAGUACAACGGAGAAAUGGAAAAGCCUCUGCAACGACGUCAAUACUGACCCAUGGGGUAUGGGGUAUAAAAUUGUGAUGAAGAAGCUUAGAGCAAGAAGAACAACAGCGGACCUGGAGGAAGGACAAAUGGACCACAUAGUUAAAGCACUAUUCCCCGACCACACAUAUAGUUUUUCUAGAAGUACCACACCAAUAGCAGAUGAACAAGUCGAGCUCUUCACAGUAGAUGAACUACAGAGAGCGGCAAAAACGCUAAAAAGGAGGAAGGCCCCAGGACCCGACAAUAUCCCAGCAGAGGUCCUAACAGUGAGUGCCGAGAACAGACCCCAAAUCCUGCUGGAUAUGUAUAACGAGUGCAUUACCAGCGGCAAAUUUCCAGAUACCUGGAAGCUGCAACGUUUAGUCCUGAUAAGCAAAGGAAAGGGGGAUCCCUUAACCCCGUCAGCUUAUCGACCACUUUGCAUGCUAAACACAACCGGAAAACUACUGGAGAAAAUGAUUAAGCCGCGACUAUCAGCAGUAAUCGAAAGAGGGGGUGGCCUUUCCCCGAGGCAGCAUGGCUUUAGACCUGGUAGGUCGACCAUUGGAGCUAUACAAGAAGUCGUCAGCCAAGCCCUCAGCAGCCAACAAGGCAACCACUUCUCCAGACCGUACUACCGGCAACUCUUGACGUGAAAAACGCAUUCAAUAGUGUUCAAUGGGGAAACAUAAUUGAUGCUUUAAAAAGACCCAAAUCUCAGGAUACCUAAUGCGGAUAAUACAAAACUAUCUUGACAACAGACGACUACUGUACCAAACAAUAGCAGGAGAGAAAUGUAUAGACAUAACUUCAGGAGCAGCUCAAGGAUCAAUACUUGGACCGAAGCUAUGGAACAUUAGCUACGACGAAAUCUUUCAUCUAGAAAUGCCGGACGACACGUUUUUAGUGGGCUAAGCAGACGACAUAGUCGCUGUCAUUACAGCUCGAAAUACCGAGUACGCACAGCGCAAGUUGACACAAGUAAUGCCGAGAGUAAAAAAGUGGUUGAACUCACACGAUCUGAAACUGGCUGACGAAAAAACCGAGCUCCUGCUAGUGACCAGAAAGCGGAUCCCAUUAGAAAUAGAUAUGAGAGUUGGGGAAAACGUAAUAAGGACGCGGAAGGAUAUAAAGUACCUAGGAGUUAGACUGGACUCAAAACUGACAUUUAGCUCACACAUACAAGAGACGAGGAAACGUGCAACCGUGACGACUAAGUCGCUUAGCAGACUUAUGGCAAACGUAGGCGGCCCUCUACAAUCAAGGCGGAAACUCUUGAUGGAGGUGAGUAACGCAAUCAUGCUGUACGGAUGUGAGGUCUGGGCUGGCAUCCUGGAGACCGCCUGCAGGUCAAAACCUUUACUGGAGGUGCAAAGAACCAUGGCUCUACGAAUCGCGAGCGCGUAUCGAACGGUAUCCGGCCCUGCUGCAUCAGUAAUCGGAGGCGCGAUACCAAUCGAUCUAAUAGCCAAAGAGAGAAAACGGAUCUAUGAGAUAAGACAGGCGGGAGAGACGACGAGAGCGUUAAUCGCACGAAGCAGAGAUGAAACACUUCAACAAUGGCAAGAAAUAUGGGCAGCUGAAGAAAAAGGAA